CGCGGGGCGCGCGGGCUCCGCCGGGUCCUAGUGUACGCCGCUCUCUCCCGGCAGACCUCGGCGACCCGGACGGCGCUCACUCGCGGCUCCCGGCUCCCCAGUGCCGGGGUGACCCCGCAGCGGCUGCCACCCGCCCAGCGCCAUGAGGAGCGCGCGCCCGUUGCUCCUCUUCUCCCUGGUCGCCCUUUGCGGGCGCGGGGACUGCCGCCGGGCCAAUGCUGAGGAGAAGCUGAUGGAUGACCUUCUGAAUAAAACCCGCUACAACAACCUGAUCCGCCCAACCACCAGUUCCUCGCAGCUCAUCUCCAUCCGAGUGGAGCUCUUGGUGGCCCAGCUCAUCAAUGUGAAUGAACGAGAACAGAUCAUGACCACCAACAUCUGGCUGAAACAGCAAUGGACUGACUAUCGCCUGGCCUGGAACAGCUCCUGCUAUGAAGGGGUGAACAUCUUGAGGAUCCCUGCAAAGCGUGUCUGGUUGCCUGACAUCGUGCUGUACAACAACGCUGAUGGGAUCUAUGAAGUAUCUGUCUACACCAACGUCAUUGUGAAUUCCAAUGGCAGCAUCUAUUGGCUGCCCCCUGCCAUCUACAAGAGUGCCUGUAAGAUUGAGGUAAAGCACUUUCCUUUCGACCAACAGAACUGCAGCCUCAAGUUUCGCUCCUGGACUUAUGACCACACAGAGAUCGACAUGGUCCUUGGGUCACCCAUGGCCACCAUGGAUGACUUUACCCCCAGCGGUGAGUGGGACAUAGUGGCCCUCCCAGGACGAAGGACAGUGAACCCACAGGACCCUAGCUAUGUGGACGUGACCUACGACUUCAUCAUCAAGCGCAAGCCACUGUUCUACACCAUCAACCUCAUCAUCCCCUGUGUGCUCAUCACCUCGCUGGCCAUCCUCGUCUUCUACCUGCCCUCCGACUGUGGCGAGAAGAUGACCCUGUGCAUCUCCGUGCUGCUGGCACUCACCUUCUUCCUCCUGCUCAUCUCCAAGAUCGUGCCGCCCACUUCCCUUGAUGUGCCACUCAUUGGCAAGUACCUUUUGUUCACUAUGGUGCUGGUCACCUUCUCCAUCGUCACCACCGUGUGUGUCCUCAACGUGCACCACCGCUCACCUAGCACCCACACCAUGGCAUCCUGGGUAAAGCAGUGCUUCCUGCACAAGCUGCCCACCUUCCUCUUCAUGAAGCGCCCUGGUCUUGAAGUCAACCCAGCCAAGGUCCCCUAUCCCAGCCAGUUGCAUUUGACCACAGCCGAAACUGCGGCCACCUCUGCCUUAGGCCCCGCCAGCCCCUCCAACCUCUAUGGGAGCUCCAUGUACUUUGUGAACCCUGUCCCUGCAGCGCCCAAGUCAGCCGCCAGCUCCCAUACAACAGGCCUCCCCAGGGAUGUCCGGCUGAGGUCCUCAGGGAAGUUCCAGCAGGACCUGCAGGAGGCUUUAGAAGGUGUCAGCUUCAUAGCCCAGCACAUGAAGAGUGAUGACCAGGACCAGAGUGUCAUUGAGGACUGGAAGUUUGUGGCCAUGGUGGUUGACCGGCUGUUCCUGUGGGUAUUCAUGUUUGUGUGCAUCCUGGGCACCAUGGGACUCUUCCUACCUCCCUUCUUCCAGACCUAUACCCCUUCUAAGGCCCCCUAGUCUACCCAGCAUGUCAAGGGCCCCUGGGUUCUAGUGGGAGAUGACGUGAACAGCCAAGUGGGAGGUUUGCUGCUUCCUCCGGGUCACAGCUGAAUAAAUAAAUAAAUAUGUAAUCAUUGGCAGUCAAUCCCAUCAAGCCAGCCACAGCCAUGAGAGGAAUAAGAAUGGAUGGCUUGCAUGGUCCUCUCUGAAUGCCUCUGAGGAAGUCCCUGCAGGAGAGGGCUUCAGAGUCUAAAGUCCAGCCUCUCUUCCGUCCAUGUACCAAGCACUGGAGUCAGACAGACAUACUAGCGGCACCUGCUGUGCCAGACAUCAUGCCCACCACAGUGGCCUGCCUUUCCACUCCCAUCUCCUGCUACUCCCUCCUUCUUUCACUUCCGCACACAGUUCUAGAUUCUUCCAGCUCAGAGCCUUUAUAUCUGCUGUACCUUCUACCCAAACCUGCUCAGACUCAAGCUUCCCAAGCUUUUCACGUGGCUGUGUUCAUCAGGGCCUUGCUCCCAUGGUCCUCUGCUCCAAUGUCACUUUCCUGUAGAGGCCUUCCCUAGUCACACAUUCCAAAGCAGUCUCACCAAUGACUGUUAUCUGCCACCUUCCUGAGCCCCCUCAGCACCUGCAGGUCUUACCCAGCCGCAUGCUAAUCAUCUAUAUCUGAGUGUGAACUCCACUAGGACAGGGGCUUGUGUGCUCAUGUUCACUCCAGGGCUUGGGGAAGAGCUCUGCACACAGCAGGUGCAAAAUAAACGUUUGUUGAAGAAAUGAAUGGCUCCUUCUUUAAGCUCACAGGUGCCCUCUGAGUAGUUGUCCUUGGUCCCCAACCCUGGAAGGAGUGGCCCUAUCUUUCGGGACACCACAGCUCGGGCUACUUUCUGCCUUUCCAUUACAGCUGGUUCAGGUCUGUUUUUCACUCUCACACACGCUAAUCCAUUCCUCUCACAAUGCCUGGCCCAUUGUAGGCACUCAAGAUGUUUGUAGAAUGGAGGGCAUAUUCUAAAGAGUUGUUUCUAGAAUUAUAACACAAUAAA
Molecule: messenger RNA, 2658 nt
Organism: Nannospalax galili (Upper Galilee mountains blind mole rat)
Lineage: Eukaryota; Metazoa; Chordata; Mammalia; Rodentia; Spalacidae
Gene: Chrnb4
Product: cholinergic receptor nicotinic beta 4 subunit
Exons: 6
Coding region: 143-1633 (496 amino acids)
Biological process (GO): nervous system process; chemical synaptic transmission; monoatomic ion transmembrane transport
Cellular component (GO): neuron projection; synapse; postsynaptic membrane
Molecular function (GO): transmembrane signaling receptor activity; acetylcholine-gated monoatomic cation-selective channel activity
Source: RefSeq, a predicted model, not a curated record